Messenger RNA from Paramecium primaurelia, 1037 nucleotides. The record is from the annotation of a GenBank genome assembly. Lineage: Eukaryota; Ciliophora; Oligohymenophorea; Peniculida; Parameciidae.
AUGAAAACUAUUUUUUUUGGAAGUGGCUUAUUUCCUUUGCCAAUUUUUUAAAGGCUGCAUAAGUUGUCAGCAAUUGAUCCGAAAAUAAAUUUGAUAACAGUGCCAAAUCAUUCACAUAAAGAGAAAAACUAAAUAAAAGAUUACGCUAUCUAAUAAUAAUUUAGUAUAUGAUUUGAAAAUAUAUAGAAAUAUAUUAGCCAAAUUUAUCAGAUAAAGGCAAUAGUUUUAUUAAUGAAAUACAAGAUCAACCUGAUUUGGGAAUAGUUUGUAAUUAUGGAUAUAUGAUUCCUAAUUAAAUUAUAGAUAUUUUUAAGAAAGGAGUUUAUGUUAUUCAUCCUUCUCUUUUACCAAAAUACAGAGGAGCAGCUCCAAUAUAAAGAGCUAUUAUGAAUGAUGAAUAAAAAACAGGUGUCUCAUUUAUUGAGAUUUCAAAAAAUAAGUAGAUAUUCAUUAAUAUCUAGAGAUUUGAUGCAGGUGCUAUCCUUUUAAGAAAAGAAAUUGAGAUUCUAGCAGUUGAUAGAUAUAAAGAGUUAUCAUAGAAAUUAUCAUAAUUGACAGCAGAUUCAAUAGAGGAAUUUAUUAAUAAUAUUGAUAAAUAUGAGAGAUUGAGCUAAAAUACAAGUGAAACAACUAAAGCACCUAAGAUUACUUAGAUUGAUUUAAAGGUGGAUUUUAAUAAUAAUGCAAAGAAGAUUUACAAUUAAUAUAGAGGAAUUUAUGGGACUAAUUUCCAUAGUUUGAAAUUGAAAUAUAAAGAGAGAGAAUUCUAUUUGGAAAAUAUUACAUUAAUAAAUGACUUAGAAUUAGAACAUUUAAAGUAAUUUAAUAUAGCUGAGAAUGGCACAAUAUGGUUAUUAAAGAUUAAAUAAUUCAAAAAUUAUUUCUAUAUAAAAUGUAAUGAAAAUAGUUGGAUCAGAGUCUAAGAAUUCAGAUUUACAGAUAGAGGUAGUAGUUAAGCUGCAUAUACAUUUAAGAAUCAAUUCAUGAUGGAUUUUAAAUUUGAUAGUUUGGAUAACUAUUACAAAUUAAGUUAUUGA